UCACGUGACCGGGCGUAGGGCCGCUGCCUAGGAAACGCUGUGCAACAGCUCCCAGAGGAGCCAGAGAGCCCCGCGGGGGCCACGCGGCGCGGGAAGGGGAUGCUCCGGGACACAAUGCUGUGCACCAGAAGGCUGGGCGGCCUUACAGCCCGGGCAUCGGCUCUGCUGCCAGGGCGCUCGCGCCUGGGAGGCUUCGGAGCCGGGCUCCGGGCCCGACGGGUCAGCACCGGCUGGUCUCCAGUGGGUGCCGCAUUCAAUGUCAAGCCCCAGGGCUUGCGCCUGGACCUGUUUGGAGAGCGCCGGGGUCUUUUUGGAGUUCCCGAGCUCAGUGCCCCAGAAGGAUUUCGUAUCGCACAAGAAAACGCCUUGAGAAAGACAGAUUUGCUGGUGGCGCGUGCGUGUUCCACUCCACCUGGACCACAGACUGUGCUCAUCUUUGACGAGCUCUCUGAUGCCUUGUGCAGGGUGGCUGACUUGGCUGAUUUUGUGAAAAUUGCUCACCCUGAGCCAGCAUUCAGAGAGGCAGCAGAAGAAGCUUGUAGAAGUAUUGGUACCGUGGUAGAAAAGUUGAACACAAAUGUGGAAUUAUAUCAAAGCCUGCAAAAAUUACUAGCUGAUAAAAAACUCGUGGAUUCCCUUGAUCCAGAAACCAGGCGAGUGGCCGAACUUUUUAUGUUUGAUUUUGAAAUCAGUGGAAUCCAUCUAGACAAAGAAAAGAGGGCCAGAGCAGUGGACCUGAAUGUUAAAAUCUUGGAUUUGAGUAGUACAUUUCUUAUGGGAGCCAACUUUCCCAACAAGAUUGAGAAGCAUCUCUUACCAGAACACAUUCGCCAGAACUUUAUACUUGCUGGAGAUCAUGUAAUUAUUGAUGGUCUACAUGCAGAAUCACCAGAUGACUUGGUAUUUUUGCAAUUUGGUAAAGAUAUUUUCUUUUGGAUUUUAUUUUUAGAAACUGUCAUGGAGUUCCUUGAGAAACUAUCGGACAAACUUUCAGAAAGAACUCUAAAAGAUUUUGAGAUUAUACGAGGAAUGAAAAUGAAACUAAAUCCUCAAAAUUCUGAAUUAAUGCCUUGGGAUCCCCCCUACUACAGUGGUGUGAUUCGUGCAGAAAGGUAUAAUAUUGAGCCCAGUUUAUAUUGCCCAUUUUUCUCCCUUGGAGCAUGCAUGGAAGGCCUUAACAUUUUAUUUAAUAAACUGUUGGGAAUUGCAUUGUAUGCAGAGCAGCCUGCAAAAGGAGAGGUGUGGUGUGAAGAUGUCCGAAAACUGGCUGUGGUUCAUGAAUCUGAAGGAUUAUUGGGGUACAUUUACUGUGAUUUUUUUCAGCGAGCAGACAAGCCACAUCAGGAUUGCCAUUUUACAAUCCGUGGAGGGAGAUUAAAGGAAGAUGGAGACUAUCAACUUCCAGUUGUAGUUCUUAUGUUGAAUCUUCCCCAUUCCUCAAGGAAUUUACCAACUUUAUUAACUCCUGGAAUGAUGGAAAAUCUUUUUCAUGAAAUGGGACAUGCAAUGCAUUCUAUGCUGGGACGUACUCGUUACCAACAUGUCACUGGGACCAGGUGCCCCACUGAUUUUGCUGAGGUUCCUUCUAUUCUGAUGGAGUACUUUGCAAAUGACUAUCGAGUGGUUAACCAGUUUGCCAGACAUUAUCAAACAGGGCAGUCAAUGCCCAAAAAUAUGGUGUCUCGUCUUUGUGAAUCUAAAAAGGUUUGUGCUGCAGCUGAUAUGCAACUUCAGGUCUUUUAUGCCAUUUUGGAUCAAAUUUACCAUGGGAAGCAUCCCCUGAGGCGGUCAACCACAGACAUUCUCAAGGAAACACAGGAGAAAUUUUAUGGCUUACCAUACGUUCCAAACACUGCCUGGCAGCUGCGAUUCAGUCACCUCGUGGGCUAUGGUGCCAAGUAUUACUCUUACCUGAUGUCCAGGGCAGUAGCUUCCAUGGUUUGGAAGGAAUGUUUCCUACAGGAUCCUUUUAACAGGUCGACAGGGGAGCGGUACCGAAGGGAGAUGCUGGCCCAUGGUGGGGGCAGGGAGCCCAUGCUCAUGGUGCAAGGUAUGCUUCAGAAGUGCCCUUCUACUGAUGACUUUGUAAGUGCCCUCGUCUCCGACUUGGAUCUUGACUUGGAAACUUUCCUCAUGGAUUCUGAAUAACAGAAACACCUUGAAUCUUUUAAGUCAAGGUCGUGUAGUUAUUAACUUUGUUGUAAAUGCUACAGCUGUUAACACUCGUUUCUGAUUUCUGUAUUCAUUUCUGUAAUAAUUUCUGAAAAACCGUAAAUGGAUGGAACUUGGAAUAAAUGUUUUAAUUAAGCUA
Molecule: messenger RNA, 2311 nt
Organism: Myotis lucifugus (little brown bat)
Lineage: Eukaryota; Metazoa; Chordata; Mammalia; Chiroptera; Vespertilionidae
Gene: MIPEP
Product: mitochondrial intermediate peptidase
Exons: 20
Coding region: 100-2148 (682 amino acids)
Biological process (GO): peptide metabolic process
Cellular component (GO): mitochondrion
Molecular function (GO): metalloendopeptidase activity
Source: RefSeq, a predicted model, not a curated record